UCAAUCAACACCUCGCUCCCUCGUGCAACGCUUUGCUCAACGGUAGUCCCAAUAAACCAUCCUAUACUGCAUUUCAAUUUAUCUCUUCAUACACAGAAUGGUCAGGACUUGGCCUAUGAUGGCUCUCUAUCGACGACCAUGGCCCAUAUCGUCAGCUAUUGCGCCACAACUUGAUCCCUCAAUCCCAGUUGAAGAAGAGAAGAUACCAAAUUAUCAUGCUGAUCGAUUCUACCCUAUUCACCUUGGCCAAGUCCUCAACGGAGGGUAUCAGGUUGCUACAAAGCUAGGCUACGGUGCCAACUCCACUGUAUGGCUGGCUAGAGAUCUAGACCGCUGGCGCUGGUCAAAGGAGAAAUAUGUUGCCAUCAAGGUCAAUGCAAUUAGCCAACCUUCACGGCGAGUUCCUGCGGAAAAUGAACUCGACAUCAUGAGGCACAUUUCUCGAGUGAACCCCCAGCAUAAAGGUUGGCAUUUCAUCAGGAAGCUCUGCGACUCCUUUGCGCUACAGGGCACGUCGGGAACCCACAGCUGUCUCGUCUUAGAGGCUUUACGUGAACCUCUAUGGCUCUAUCGCAGAAGAUAUGUAGGCGGUGUGAUACCUCCAGACAUCCUGAAGAUCUUGGUGCAAAUGAUCUUGCAUGCACUCGACUAUCUGCAUUCAGAAUGUCGUGUUAUUCAUACGGAUCCUUCGAUUUUUGAACGAGGCGCUCAGGACGAGUUCGACAAUCCGUUACCGCAGAAACACCUUGAUGCACGUACCAUCUACCUCUCUCGAAACAACUACGGACCACUUUCCGUCCCAACAGGGAUCGUUCAGAUUGUAGACUUUGAUCUAUCCGUUCGGACAGAGCCAGGUCAAAUACAUACGGGUGCCAUUCAGGGAGAAAUAUACCGAGCACCAGAGGUGAUACUCAACGCGGGCUACACAUCCUCUGCCGACAUCUGGAGCCUCGGGGUCAUGUUAUGGGACUUGCUCGAGGGAAAGGGUCUUUUCAAUCCUACAGCCCCUGGCAACGCCGAUGAAUAUGACGACCAAUCACACCUCGGCCAGAUUGCAGCCUUGAUCGGACCUCCACCCCAGAAGCUUCUGUCUAGUGGCCAAAGAACUUCCAUGUUCUACAAACCCAACGGUGAACUCAAGGAUCCUAGUCGCGUCCCCGGCGAUUUUAGCUUUGAGAAUACCAUCAGUUGUAUGAAUGGCGAAGAGAGGCUGAGGUUCAUUCAAUUCAUCAAGAGAAUGGUGAAAUGGAGCCCAGAGGGAAGAAAUACCGCAGGAGAGCUGCUUGAUGAUCCGUGGCUAUAUGAAGAUUUCCCGCAAGACUAGAACAAGCGUAUGGUAGUGGCCACGAACCGUUGUUGAAGAAUCAAUCGCACUUCCGAUUCAUGGGUGGCCGAGGUGUAGAUAGCCUCCUAUCAAAUGGC
Molecule: messenger RNA, 1422 nt
Organism: Ilyonectria robusta
Lineage: Eukaryota; Fungi; Ascomycota; Sordariomycetes; Hypocreales; Nectriaceae
Product: kinase-like domain-containing protein
Exons: 5
Coding region: 98-1324 (408 amino acids)
Biological process (GO): spliceosomal complex assembly; protein phosphorylation; regulation of mRNA processing
Molecular function (GO): ATP binding; protein kinase activity
Source: RefSeq, a predicted model, not a curated record